This is a messenger RNA of Pocillopora meandrina, 4011 nucleotides long. NCBI's taxonomy places the organism in Eukaryota, Metazoa, Cnidaria, Anthozoa, Scleractinia, Pocilloporidae. The record is from the annotation of a GenBank genome assembly.
AACUAACACCCACCAUCUUGAACUGCAAGGACAGAGGAAAGACUCGUUUGAAAUACAAGAGUUAUGCCUCAAAAGGAGGAGCCGAUCUAUUGCUCACAACAAAUCAACAUUCCUCCAGAGUUGCCAGAUAUCCUAAAGCAGUUUACUAAGGCUGCUAUUCGUACACAACCGAAGGAUGUUUUACAGUGGGCUUACGCGUAAGUUUUGUCUCUUCUUUCCGAGAUAAACUUACUUCUUAUUUUGAGUUUUAAUCGGUAGACUGUUGCCACCAGCCUUUUGAAAGAGUCUCGAAUACCGUAACGAUAUUUUAACGCGAUAAACUAUCACACCAACAUUUUGGUAAGGAGGGUUGAUGGAGGUAGCCCAAAACUUAGGUCGAAUUUUUUACUCAAAUGAAUACGUUACGAAAAUAAACAUUUGGCAGUUUUUCCACUAGCGUAGUAAUACCAUUGAUCCCUGCAUCUUAAAAUAUGUAACAGGAUAUUUGAAUGGUCUUUGGGAAUUAAUUGUGUUUAAGUGUCCUCGGAAAAAAGUCAGGCAGCAGAACUCUCCCAUUUCCUUUCGACAGUAGAUAUUUGAACUGACAUAUUGUAAUACUGAUGAAGGGAAACAUUCAAUGAUACGUACAAGUAAGAAUAUCUUUUAUUGAUAAUGAACUACUCAUCAUCAGCUUCGUAUGACCUUUAAAAGAAAGUGUACGUCAUAACAUUUGCACCACAUACACGUGCAUUUAGCCAUCUUGAUUUAAAUAAAACUUGAUAUUGAUAAACUUUUAGGUACUUUGAUGCCUUGUCUAAAGGAGAGACACCCCCAGUUAAAGAACGUCUCGAGUUCCAGUUAGGGCAGCCUCUGGAAAAACCCCUUACUCAAGGCUUACUUGCAGUUUUACACAAACAGGUAUCUUAUACCAUUUGUAUUACGCUUGAUGUCAUUGAUUCAUUUUGCCAAACUUGAUUCUUAGAUGACAAUGAAGUAACUUUAAUUAAGGAUAUUUGAAAUCAUUUUUGAUAAGUUAUGAGCUUAAGUUAUGAGCUUUCAUGAACUCCAGAAAAAAGACAAAAUGUGAUGUUAAGUCAGGUGAAUUCUUCUUCCACAGGUAAUGCAAUCUUGAAAGUAUAUCAGGGAAAUUUACCUUACUAAGUGCAAGGAUCUUACUUGUGGAAGUAUCCUCUGUGCCUCUCAGCUCAGACGGUCUCUACACAAGAGAGAUCCUAGUUCUACUGCUAGGGCCAACUAUAAGCAUUUUUUGGUAAGCUGACAACAAAAAAACAUGUCGUGAGGAUGUUUUUCCUCCUGGGAUCUUCCAAAAACUCAAAUCUUCCCCUUGAUAAAAUGGCACCUUUAUCUGUGGGAUGGUUGAGUCUGAAUUUGACAGACCCUGCAUACAUGAAAUGGAUACAGUAUCCAUGACCCUACUCUUCAAAGAAUGAACAUAGGUAGCUUCCUCAAUGAAUUAUGUUACUACUGUAGACUAAAAUGUUAGAAAUACACAUCAACUCACCGUAACAUACUUUUUCUAGAUUAUCUGUUAAAUUUUAUUAUCCACUUGUAAUUACUCACCAUAAUUUGUGUAUCAGAGAACGCAAUGUUAUCCUCAUUUAUUUAUUUUUUCCCAACAGCUAGGUGGAAAGCCUGUUAUAGAGUUGUCAUCCUUGGAAGAAAAGUGGAAACAUUUGUCACUUCCUAAAGACACUCUGGAUGAGCUACUGAGGUAAUAUAAGCCUCUCUAUGUUACUCAGUGUAUUUCUAAAAAAAGUUGCCUUAACAUUUAGAAAUGACAUAGUUUGUCUCUGAGCUGUAGAGUUUGGCAGUCAGCAAUUGAACUAACUGUGUCACAAAAGAAAGGAUGAUACAUUGUUCUUCACUGUGAUGAAUGACCACAGGUUUUUUUGCAAUAUUAGUUAACCCUUUCCACCCUAACAUCAGUAUUCAUAUUCUCCAUACUGUUGUCUGUAAAUUUACUAAGGUGCUGACAAGGAGAAUUUUCUAACAAUCAAGAGUUUCUGUAGUUGGUAAUCAUUUCCUUUAUUCUCAUGACAUUAAUGUGUGAUUCAGUGGUGAUAUUGUAAGGAGAAAUUAGAUGCUAGUCACACUAAGAGGUUAAGGGGUUAAGAAACUGAUGGUGUACAUAUAUAGAGUGCAUGGAUCAAGCAAAUUAAUUUAGAUGUGUCCAUUCCUUUUCAGGUUGGGAAGUUUUGCUGAAGAACUGAAGUGGCUUCAUUUUCUGGCUCUUGCUUGCAGUGCAAUUAGUGAGGUAAAUUGUACUCAAGUUAUAUUACACCAAAUAUAUGUCUGCAUUGUCAAGAAUUAAAGCUAUUUUUAAGUAUUAAGCUUACAAAUAAAACACACUUUUAUCUGACAGCUUGUUGUUAAGUAAGUUUGCUUUUUACCAGAAAAGGAUUUGUUUCUUGAAAUCAGUAAUUGUUAGUCAAGAAUAAAUGCCUUUCAAGUGAUUGAGACUAAUCUACAACAAGCCAUGGUGCUGAUAAUUGACUCAUUUUGCAAGAAUCAAAUUGAGCUUUAAACAGCAUUAGAUAACCAUUCUGCUUGAAUUCAUCCAAGUUCGAACUUUGUGUUUGUGAAGUGAAAGCAAAAAAAGGCAUUUUAUGACGCAAAAGAGCCGGCUGAGGAGAUUUUACCUGCAUACCCUCCAUAAGUCAGUGUAAGUGGAUGUAAACAAGGUGUUGGAGCUUGGAGAGGUGAUUUCCCUCUCCCAAUUCUCCAUGCAGAAUUGCAUGUCAAUUAAUGUGCUAGAUUUGUUCCAUACAAACCAACAAAAAAGGAAUGGAUACAGAGUUAUAAGAUCAGCAAUAUUUCCAUUUCUUUACUGUAAAUUGUUUUAUGUCCUAGAAUCUUACAUUGGCUAUGAAAACAGUUUGUGAGAUUUUGACAACUGAUCUAGAAGGGGGCCCUGCAAGAAUACCAUUCUCACUGUUUAAGGAAUUGUUCACAUACCUAGCAGAGACUGAUGGAGAAAUUCCCAAGGAACAUGUUGAUGCUGUCAUUGAGCACCUAAGCUAUGACGUGUGAGUAGCAUUCAUGCUUAUUUCAAUAGUAAUAAAUGCACAUCCUGCAAAUUUCUAGUAAAUGUAUGAUAGUGGCUGGGAAGUUAAGAGUUAGAAAUGAGUGACUUGGAAAUACACUAGAGGAGUAAAAGGUUUUUCAAUGAUCUCUUUUUGGAAUGACAGUUUUCUUUGAAAAUACUUUUUAAGCCUUGUUAACUAAUUGUCCCUUGGAGUUCUUUUGAUCUUUUCAUCACUGUAAACAUGAAUCUUUAUUCAAAAUAGAAUAGUUCUAUGGCUCAACUAUGAUCUGGAUCAUUGACCAUUCUAAGAUCUACUUCCAUUUGCAAGAAGAACUACCUAAAUCUUUCCUCCAAGAAAGAAAGGAGUACAUAAGGCUCAGUAUAUAAUAUUCCCUCAAAAGUUUACCAUAUCUCUCAACAAAUUGAAUUGAACCAGAUUUAUGUUAGCUAAUGGUGAGAAAUUUUUUUUUUCAGAGACAAACAAGAAGGACAAGUCUCUCCACGCAACUUUAUGAGUGACAGUUGUCCUCCUCUUUCACCUAAUGAAAACUCAUGAAAACAAUCAUGACAUAAAAACUGAAGUACAAACUGUUUUUGUAAUAUUGGUUCAUUUUAUUCCAGCCUCAAGCUGUCAAAAAUAUGCAUUUUCAACAUAUUACAGGCUGUGUUAAUCAACAUGUACAUGUCAUAGAUACUAUCAUACACAUCCAUCUCUGGGAAAAUCCUACAUAUAUAUAUAUAUAUAUGAGGCCAGAUUAAUGUAGUAAACAAGUUGCUUAUGGCUAGAUCCUUACAGUAAUGAUAGCAGAAUGCUUUCAUGGAGCAGUGUUAGUGAAAUGUAUAUACAUGUACUAUUGUGAUCAAGAAGUAAACUUUCACUCAACUUAUGCCCUGUUGGCUCUAAAUUACUGCAUUCAAGGGCUAGCCAUACACGAGUAUCAUUAUAAGGAGAAAAAUGUGAGAUUUUGACUUCUUUUCAAACAGUA